Molecule: messenger RNA, 2049 nt
Organism: Cyprinodon variegatus (sheepshead minnow)
Lineage: Eukaryota; Metazoa; Chordata; Actinopteri; Cyprinodontiformes; Cyprinodontidae
Product: alpha-1,3-mannosyl-glycoprotein 4-beta-N-acetylglucosaminyltransferase C-like
Exons: 6
Coding region: 383-1822 (479 amino acids)
Biological process (GO): protein N-linked glycosylation
Molecular function (GO): acetylglucosaminyltransferase activity
Source: RefSeq, a predicted model, not a curated record
GACAGCAUCACUGCAGCGAAAGCUCCCUGCCUGCCUUUGCAGAGACUGUUUACGCUGAGAGCCGGUUAUCCCCCCUCCACCUCCUGCCUGUGUGAGUCAUGUGAGUGAUUUAGUGUAGGUGAGAGGAGCGGAGCAGCAACAGAAAGCCAGUCUUGUUGGUGCGUCUUCUUGCUGAGCAGAUUGCGACAUACAGGGAGCGAGGAAUCCAUGCCAACCCAGAAGGAACAGAAAAAAACCCCUCUCCAUCAAACCACAUUCAGUCUCUUCACGUCAGCAGACAGAUGUCUCCUCGGUAGACAGAGAAAUAUUUUGCUCUAAACUGGAGGUCUUCAACAAGAGGUCUGCGACCCCUACGGGGUCCACAGAGCAGUGAGAGCUGAUCAUGAGGCUCCUGUGGAAGUCCUUCGACAAAAUGAGGUGUUUAAGGAAGCGAGCCAUGCUCCCCGUCCUCACCUUCCUACUCACCUCCCUGCUCUUUUUCAACCUUUACCUGGAUGAUGGUUACGUGUUGGAAGGUGAAAAAAGACAGCUGGGAGAGACGAUUCAUCCUUCAAGCUCUGACAGAUAUAUGCACACGUUUAAAGAUUUGUCCAAUUUCUCUGGGAGUAUCAAUGUGACGUAUCGCUAUCUUGCUGGAAUUCCUUUGUCAAGAAAAAAGUAUCUCACGAUUGGCUUGGCAUCCGUCAAAAGGAAGAAGGGAAGCUACCUUCUGGAAACCAUCAAAUCCAUCUUUGACCAAUCAAGCUAUGAGGAGCUGAAGGAGAUUGUGGUUGUGGUCCAUCUUGCAGACUUUGAUCUGGUCUGGUGUGAGAAUGUGGUUCAGGAAAUCACCAGGAAGUUUGCUCACCACAUUAUAGCGGGACGGCUGUUGGUCAUCCAGGCCCCAGAGGAGUUCUACCCCUCUCUGGACGGCUUAAAGAGGAACUACAAUGACCCGGACGACAGAGUCCGUUUCCGUUCCAAGCAGAACGUGGACUAUGCUUUCCUCCUGAACUUCUGCACAAACCUGUCGCACUUCUACAUGAUGUUGGAGGACGACGUGCGCUGCUCCAGGAACUUUCUGACAGCGCUGAAGAAGGUGAUCACCUCCAGAGAAGGCUCCUACUGGGUGAUGAUGGAGUUCUCUAAGCUGGGCUACAUCGGUAAGCUCUACCACUCCAGAGACCUGCCUCGCCUGGCUCAUUUUCUCCUCAUGUUCUACCAGGAAAUGCCUUGUGAUUGGCUUCUCAUCCACUUCAGGGGACUGCUGGCUCAAAAGGAUGUGAUUCGCUUCAAACCCUCGCUCUUCCAGCACAUGGGUUAUUACUCCUCCUAUAAAGGAGUGGAGAACAAACUGAAGGACGAUGACUUUGAGGAAGACUCCAUUGACAUUCCUGACAACCCCCCUGCUAGUAUUUACACAAACAUAAACGUCUUUGAGAACUAUGACGCAACCAAAGCCUACAGCAGUAUAGCUGACGAGUAUUUCUGGGGGAAACCUCCGUGCACUGGAGACUUCUUCAUUGUAAUCUUCAACAAAUCGACAAAAAUUAGCAGAAUUAAAAUUGUGACGGGCACGGAGGAUCGUCAAAACGACAUACUUCACCACGGAGCUCUGGAAGUAGGCCAGAAGUCUGUAGAGACCAAACAGGGAAGACAAUGUACAUCAUAUAUCACACUGGGGGAGUUUAAAGUUGGCAACAUUGAGGUCAACGGCGUGGACCAUAAGAUUGGCUUUGACAUUGAGUGUGUCAGAAUAGUUGUCACAGCUAGUCAGAAAGAAUGGCUCAUCAUAAGAACUAUCAGCCUCUGGACCUCACAGCCUGUUGGUCAGUUAAAGUAGGAACGCUAAAUUCUUCAGUUUUUUUUUGUUUGUUUGUUUGUUAUUUUUUUGUCUGUAUGUUUUGACAGUGUGACUUUAUUUUCGGACUAUUGGAGUACAUUUGAAUCGAUCCAUAUUUUUUUGGAUUGCUCAAAGAUCUGUAUAACAAUGGUGAUGUAUCAGAAACAAAAUUACUGUGUACAUAAAAGAUUUCUACUACAAUGUCCAAUUUUUUGAGGAUCUGUUUA